Malurus melanocephalus (red-backed fairy wren) is the source of this 2787-nucleotide messenger RNA. It is a transcript of the gene ENTPD6, whose product is annotated as ectonucleoside triphosphate diphosphohydrolase 6. The transcript is spliced from 14 exons. NCBI's taxonomy places the organism in Eukaryota, Metazoa, Chordata, Aves, Passeriformes, Maluridae. Gene Ontology annotation, cellular component: Golgi apparatus; membrane. The record is from RefSeq and is a predicted model, not a curated record. Bases 138 to 1466 code for a protein of 442 amino acids. Gene Ontology annotation, biological process: nucleoside diphosphate catabolic process. Gene Ontology annotation, molecular function: GDP phosphatase activity; UDP phosphatase activity.
GGCGGGGCCGCGCGCGAGCCGGCGGCGCCAUGGCGGGGCCUGAGGGGGCGGCGAGUGAUGCAGGAGCCACCUGUUCUGCGUGAAGGACCAGAAGAAUAGACCACUUGAUAAAGAGAAGAARUAAAACAUCCCAUCAAAUGGAAGCCAUGAAGAUAUCAAAGCGGUUCUUCGCUUUUGGGAUUUUGACAUGCAUUGCUGUUUAUGUUGCUUACAUAAAAUGGCACUUGGGCUCCAAAGCGUUUGUGGGAACCACGGAAGGAGUUGCUGAAAGCAGGGGAGAUAAACUGACCCAUCAGGCACUGACCACAGAUCUCUCAGUCUUUUAUGGAAUUAUGUUUGAUGCAGGAAGCACGGGAACUCGMAUCCAUAUAUUUAAAUUUGCACAGCAGCCAAGAGAGACUCCCAGAUUAACCCAUGAGACGUUCAAAGCACUGAAACCGGGUCUGUCUGCAUAUGCUGAUGAUGUUGAAAAGAGUGGCCAGGGAAUAAAAGAGCUCCUGGAGGUGGCGAAGAAGGAAGUUCCUAUGGARCUGUGGAAGUUUACUCCUCUGGUCCUGAAAGCCACAGCUGGCCUACGGUUGCUGCCAGGAGAGAAGGCUCAGAAGUUGCUGGAAAAGGUGAAGGAGAUUUUUCAGGCGUCCCCCUUCUUUGUGAGGGAGAACUGUGUGUCCAUAAUGAAUGGAACUGAUGAAGGUAUUUCUGCCUGGAUCACAAUAAAUUUUUUAACAGGCAGGCUAAAUGAUCCACAGAAGAGAAGUGUAGGGAUGCUGGAUUUGGGUGGUGGAUCAACACAGAUCACCUUCCUUCCGCGCACCGAGGCAACUCUGCAGACAUCGCCAUCUGGCCACACAACUUCAUUUCAGAUGUUUAACCACACCUACAAGCUAUAUUCCUACAGUUACCUGGGACUUGGGCUGAUGUCAGCAAGGCUCGCCAUUUUGGGAGGAGUUGAGGGAAAACCCUUAGGAGAAGGGGAGGAAUUGAUCAGCCCUUGUUUACCACCUGGCUUCAAAUCCGAUUGGCAGCAUGCCGAGAUAGUGUACAAAAUUAAAGGACAGAAGGCAGGUGAGCCUCUGUAUGAGUCUUGUUCUAACAAAGUGGCAAAGAUGCUCUACAAAAAAGUGCACAGAGCUGAGGAAGUGAAGGACUUGGACUUCUACAUUUUCUCCUACUACUAUGACUGUGCAGCAGAAGCUGGUCUCAUAGAUAAAGAAAAAGGAGGAAGCUUAACUGUCAGUGACUUUGAAAUUGCAGCUAAAUAUGUUUGUAAGACCAUGGAAAUCAGCCCUGGAAACAGCCCUUUYCUCUGCAUGGACCUCACUUACAUCACCUUCCUACUGCAGGAACUGGGCUUCCCRAAGAGCCAAGGCUUUAAGCUUGCCCGUAAAAUUGACAAUGUUGAAACGAGCUGGGCGUUGGGAGCCACUUUCCAUUACAUCGACUCACUCAACAGACUGCASUUCUAAAGCUCCUAGAAGGUGACUUUUGGGAAUUUCCAUUUUUUUGGAAGCCCAGCAUGGGAGACCCUGUUGAAGGGUGUGCUUUUGGCUUCCAGAGUUUUUGGAAGGUCAUCAUGAACUACACUCCUUUUCCUCCCACCCCUGCCAAGUCYCCUCCAUCGUUAGCUCUUUUUUACUGUGCAGAGUGUAAAGAAAAAGCUUUGAUUUGACAGUUUGUGCAGUCAGCUUAACAUAAAACUUKAUCAUUUUGGAAGGAAAACCAGGACUCUGCAGGACAUCUAUGAUCUCUAUGAGAAAAACACCUUUUUUUGGAWUAURCCUGAACUAUGUGCUUGCARUGUGCUGAAGYYGCUGAACGGUCACUCCAGAAGGAACUCUUUACUGUCCUGAUUUCAGGGUGUUUUUUUUUCCUGUUUGUCAGCAGUUUUCAGUGAUGAUUUUUAUUUUACUGCUUCUGUGUUCGAAGGUGAACUUGUGUGUGUGCAAAAAUGGUGCAUUUACACUGAUUCAGCUGCUGACAGGCUGCAGAUUUGAAAURCAGUAUGGAAGUCACAGCUCUGUUUUCCACUUGCUGAAGGAGAAGAGCUCAGUAGGACUCUAGAAACUGGAUACAGAUUUGGAGGCAUGAGUUGGAGCCUGUGUGCCCUGUAGGGUUAAAGCCUAAUGUUGAUUCCCUGGCYGUUGGGAGGUGAAUGGUGGAAGACACCAUCAGAUUUGCUAGAUGAGCAAGGCYCAGGAGCUGGUACAAGGAUCAUGAUAGAUUUGACAGUUCUAGAGCUGGUCAGAGGAAGAUGGAUGAACAAGAUGCAGCCACAAAAAUAAACCCUGARCAUGGCUCGUUGGACAUUGCAGACUUUUGUGCCUUGGCAAGGUUGAUGCAGGGCUGGGGAUAAAUGUCUCUGCAUGGUAUUUUGGGCAUCUGUUCCUGCUAAAUGAAUGUAUCGUGGUUGCAGUGAGCCAGGGCGGGGUAGCUGAGGUGCUCUGCUCCAACAGUGCCUGGUWCGCAGGCACGGAGCUAUCACAGGGGCUGGAGGCAAUAUGCUGUGCUAUUUGUAAUCUAACUGUGGAAUUGUGAUGUAUUUGAUGAAUGUAUAGAGAAGACCCGAGUGGUCUUUUCGGGGUGCAAAGAGCGCAGGUUCUCCAAGAGCCAGCAGUGCCUGCCCUGACUCGUGGGCUCGGGGCAGCACUACAUGACUUGGCGGUGUGCUGUGUGCAUGGCUGCUGGCUCUGUGUACCGGCGACACGUGAACCGCGCUGUGCCGACAAUAAACCCCCAAUUUAAAAUCGGAACGUGGUGGUGGGGUGGCUUUUAGCGCACAGCGGGUGU